Messenger RNA from Lolium perenne, 630 nucleotides. Lineage: Eukaryota; Viridiplantae; Streptophyta; Magnoliopsida; Poales; Poaceae. The record is from RefSeq and is a predicted model, not a curated record.
AUGUGUAUGCGGUUUGCCACCAAGUUGCGAACAAACCAUCGCCUCCUAUCGCCGCAGCCCUCGCACGAUACGCCGCCAACGCCCUCGCGCUGCCGCAACCCUCCCAGGCUCCCGCGGCCCCGCUUGAAAUCCGGCCAUUGGAAGUUUGCACUCCCAUCACGCGAUCGGUGCCCUUCAUGGUGGCCCGACCAAGCGCCGACGGCCGGACGAUUCGGUAGUCUUCCAAUACUCUCAAUUUGGGCGCUGGAUUUCCACGAUUGUGUUGGUCCUCGCCUCUACUCCUCACACGGACGUUCCUCUGUCGUCCAGAUCGGGUAUCGACGACAGAUGCGGGAUGAUGUAUACGUGCAGGAGGGUGGAGCCGUCUGGCGUCAUGGUGGCAUCGACGGCAGGUCUUGCAAGGUUAAUGCGUUGAUCUCUCUUGAAGAUGGAAUCGAGGAAGACGGCGGGAGCAACUCCUGUGGCGUGUGCGUUAGCGUGCGCUGAGAGUCUGCUUGACUGGAUGUGUUUCUCACCUGCUAUUGGGCGGUCUGAGAAGGCACUUAGUUUUGGAUGAUUUGAGUUGGUGUAUUGUCACCCUCUUCAUCCCACUGUAGGUAUAGUAAGGUUGCUUCGAUUUUGAUCUUUUGU